This is a messenger RNA of Daldinia childiae, 774 nucleotides long. RefSeq lists its product as uncharacterized. The record is from RefSeq and is a predicted model, not a curated record. The coding region runs from base 1 to 774 and encodes 257 amino acids. NCBI's taxonomy places the organism in Eukaryota, Fungi, Ascomycota, Sordariomycetes, Xylariales, Hypoxylaceae. The transcript has a single exon.
AUGCCUCGCUGUGUCCAAGACGCUUAUACGGCCUUGGCCGCUUAUCUCGCGCGCACUCCUGAGAACUCAGACCUCUGCUUCCAGAUCAUCCGAGAGCGAGCGGAAGAACUUGUCGAGCAAGGCCAGCGCAUGAUGCCCGCGCCUACGUCAGAGACAGGCUCAUCGGAACCGACGGGCGGAUCCAUGCCCCUAGAUCCCUUUGAUCACCUAGCCCGCGUGCACGCGCUAUUUGUUUAUCAGAUGAUUGGCCUCUUCGACGGCGAUAUCGUGCUGCGGGUCGAUGCGGAAAGACACAUAUCGACACUUACGUCCUGGGUAGCAGAGAUGUGGGAUAGCGCAGAGCUGGAUGCUAGCCUGUACUCGACGAUGCUCGCUCUCGAACAGGAAGUGGGCGGCAGCGAGGACACGCCAACUUCCGCCCCGGCAGACGAGAGAGCAGCCUGGCGACGCUGGAUAUUGUCGGAGAGCAUCCGUCGCGCCUGGCUCGUAGUAACUAUGACGCAGUCUAUAUAUCAGUUAUUCAAGACAGGAUGGUCGCAGUGCUCCGGUAGCGUGAACUGGACGCCCCGCGCUGGCAUCUGGGAUGCCCCUGACCAGUACAGCUGGUGUAAACUAGUUAGGAGCGGUUCGGGACCUUUGUUCAUCCCCAGCCUGCGCGCCGACGUGUUAUAUAAGGAGGCUUCUCCUUCGGAAGUCGACGAGUUUGGGCACGCCGUAUUAAUCGCCGAGUUUGGAUCGGAAAGUAUGACGAAAUGGAAGGCCCACGCCGAAUAG